Eurytemora carolleeae is the source of this 1424-nucleotide messenger RNA. RefSeq names its product ubiquitin carboxyl-terminal hydrolase 30 homolog. Gene Ontology annotation, cellular component: nucleus; cytosol. Gene Ontology annotation, molecular function: cysteine-type endopeptidase activity; cysteine-type deubiquitinase activity. Gene Ontology annotation, biological process: protein deubiquitination. The record is from RefSeq and is a predicted model, not a curated record. The transcript has 13 exons. The coding region runs from base 55 to 1188 and encodes 377 amino acids. NCBI's taxonomy places the organism in Eukaryota, Metazoa, Arthropoda, Copepoda, Calanoida, Temoridae.
AUUUCUGAUUAGGGUAGUACACGGAUAAAGGAUGAUGGAACCCUGAAAGGAAGUAUGUGCAAAAUUUUGGCAGUUUUAAAUAAUUUAGAUAGCGGUGAACACUCUAACCCCUACAAUCCUAGUCUUGUCUUGCAUGCUCUUCGGGCCCAUGGAUGGAUUAUUAACAGGGAGGAGCAGGAUGCCCACGAGAUGCUGAAUGUUCUAAUGACAACUCUGGAGGAAGAGAUGAAAGAAAAGAGCAGUAGAAGUAAACCCAGUCAUGCUUCUCUCCUUGAUAUAUCUAACCUGGGAGUAUCUGAUGAAGAGGAAGAGGAAGACAAGGAUGAUUCAAGGGUGUUUCACAGGGGGAUGUCCUGUCCCCCUGAACGUGCCAGCAGAGAGAGAUUGUUGCCGCGUCCUUCACAGUCGAUAUCUCGAGAUACCUCGCCAGUGACAGAAUCAAGGGAAUUACCAGGAAGACGACAUAGAAGAUCAUCUUCUGGUGUAUUUAACAAGUUUGGGGAACUUAUUCCUGCUUCUCUAGAUCCCAUUCUAGCUAACAAGGGUGAAAUAUCUCCUCUCACUGGUCUAUUAACAAAUAAAUUAUCAAAUAACGCUGGAAAAUCAAGUUCUCCAGUGAAAUAUUCAUCCUUUAACAAUAUAACUCUCAACCUUCCAACCCAGGUUUUUGGAUUUGUAACCUUAGAGACCCUUCUUCAGAUGUUUAUUUCUAAGGAGAGUGUGGAAGGAGAAAGUAAAGAACAAAAUUUAAUAAAACAAUUAACUUUCGGGAAACUUCCUGAAUGUCUUUGUUUACAUAUUCAGAGAACAGGGUUUGGUGGAGGACAGCCCUUUAAGCGUCAUGAAUUUGUAGAGUUUCCUCCGGUUCUAAGUAUGGAGAAAUAUGUUUACUCCACUCAGCUAAUAAAACAAAACUCUAUUAAUAACUUGAAAGCGAGGGGUGCAGUUGUAGAUUUGGGAUUAACUAGCAGUGGAGGUUUAGGAAGUUUAUACAGCCUGAGAGCUGUAAUUGUUCAUUCUGGUGGAAUAGAUUCAGGGCAUUAUAUUACUUACAGGAAAGGUCCUAUUGGAUCCAAGACUGAAAAUAAAUGGUUUUAUACUUCAGAUUCUUUAGUUAAGCAGGUUAAAUACUCUGAGGUGUCCAGAUCUUCUGCGUAUAUGCUCUUCUACGAGAGAGAAAACAAGUAGCGGUUGAACUCAAUCUAAUUGAUACUUCAAUCCCAGCGCUUCAGAAUAGAAACUACAGUUUAAUCUAAAACUUCCAAUACAUCGAAAGAAAUUUCAAAAUGUCGUCUUGACAAUUUUUCAAUAGGUUUCAUACAAUUAUACCUAAAUCUUAGUAAUUGUAAAAAUAAAUAAAUAGCCAUGAAAUAUGCAGGAAGAGUUAUAAAGAGCUCCAUACAUUUAAUAAAAAACUAAAUGUC